Mirounga angustirostris (Northern elephant seal) is the source of this 5937-nucleotide messenger RNA. It is a transcript of the gene CACNG5, whose product is annotated as calcium voltage-gated channel auxiliary subunit gamma 5. Bases 168 to 1163 code for a protein of 331 amino acids. NCBI's taxonomy places the organism in Eukaryota, Metazoa, Chordata, Mammalia, Carnivora, Phocidae. The record is from RefSeq and is a predicted model, not a curated record. Gene Ontology annotation, cellular component: AMPA glutamate receptor complex; postsynaptic density membrane. Gene Ontology annotation, molecular function: voltage-gated calcium channel activity; channel regulator activity. Gene Ontology annotation, biological process: transmission of nerve impulse; neurotransmitter receptor transport, postsynaptic endosome to lysosome; positive regulation of synaptic transmission, glutamatergic. The transcript is spliced from 7 exons.
CGGCGGCGGCGGCUGCUCGGUCUCCGGCGCGGAGCGGUUCGGCCGGACGCGACGGGGCGGGCGCCCGGGAACCUGGCGCCGAACCUCCCGCCCGGCGCGCCGAGCAGGCGAGGGACCUCCGACCAGGGUCAGGGGCCGCGGCGGCUCGGGUGAGAGUGGGCAAGUGCAUGAAUGUUCCUCCUCUGCCUUACGAUUUUCUGUACAGCACAGAGGAAAAAGCACUGGAUCAGCAUUCAGAAGUUUUCCAGUUCACACUCUUGUCCCUCCACAGAACUGGCCGUACGAUCUCAGAGCCCACUUCCUUGGCCGCAGGCCGCCCAUCGACCUCUGGGAAGAUGAGUGGCUGCGGGAGGAAGGCCCUGACCCUGCUGAGCAGCGUCUUUGCUGUCUGUGGCCUGGGUCUCCUGGGCAUCGCAGUCAGCACCGACUACUGGCUCUACCUGGAGGAGGGUGUGGUCCUGCCCCAGAACCAGAGCAUGGAAAUCAAGAUGUCCCUGCACUCGGGCCUGUGGCGUGUCUGCUUCCUCGCAGGUGAGGAGCGGGGACGCUGCUUCACCAUAGAGUAUGUGAUGCCCAUGAACACUCAGUUGACAUCAGAGUCCACAGUCAAUGUUCUAAAAAUGAUUCGCUCAGCCACACCGUUCCCCCUGGUCAGCCUCUUCUUCAUGUUCAUUGGGUUUAUCCUGAGCAACAUCGGACACAUCCGUCCCCACAGGACAAUACUGGCCUUUGUCUCUGGCAUCUUUUUUAUUCUCUCAGGCCUCUCUCUGGUGGUGGGCCUCGUGCUCUACAUCUCCGGCAUCAACGAUGAGAUGCUCAACAGGACCAAGGACACAGAGACCUAUUUCAACUAUAAGUACGGGUGGUCCUUCGCCUUCGCUGCCAUCUCGUUCCUUUUGACGGAGAGCGCGGGGGUGAUGUCCGUGUACCUGUUCAUGAAGCGGUACACCGCCGAGGACUUGUACAGGCCCCACCCCGGCUUCUACCGGCCUCGCCUGAGCAACUGCUCGGAUUACUCAGGCCAGUUCCUACACCCGGACGCCUGGGUCCGGGGCCGCAGCCCCUCCGACAUCUCCAGUGACGCCUCCCUGCAGAUGAACAGCAACUACCCAGCGUUGCUCAAGUGCCCCGACUAUGACCAGAUGUCAUCUUCCCCCUGCUGAGCCUCACCACCUUCCUCCCUGGACUGUGGACAGCCAGAUAGCCCUUCCCGUGCUCCCCUGAUGGCCUGUGAGCCCCAGGCCCUUGGUUGCCAGGCCCAGGCUGUCCUCGCGCUUCGCUGUUGUCACUUGACCCACGUUGUCUCCACAGCUUCCCCCAGAGUAGCUCUAACUGCCCCAGGGUGGGUGUCGGGGAGUCUGGAGCCAGCGGGCAAGCUGAUUGGCUGAGAGCAUGGGUGUGGCCCCGCCUCUUGAGUGCCAAUCACUGGCUGUUCCUGCUGCGUAUUUGUCCCUACACACCCAACUUCAUGGCCCUAGGCCGAGUUCCUUACACAGACCCAACUGGGGGCCUACCAACUAGCCUGGCCCUCCUGCUCAUGAUCUGGGCCAUCAGGCCAAAAAGGUGACUCUCCUAUGGAGGUCUGGCUGGUUCAGCAUUGCCAAGCAGUGUUCCUUGUGAAAUCCUUUAUCCUUGUUGGUUACCCACACCAGUCCCUACAGCACACCUUCCUGGGCUCUCCCCUCCCUCCCCUCUGCCCCAUAAGCUGUGAAUCUUCCCUCCUCUCUUCCCACCAGGACUCAGCUGCCCGGGCCUUGGUCCCUAAGGGGUCCAGAGUGGGUCUGAGACCACACUGAUGAAGUCACAAAGAGGUGUUAAUGGCUGAUGAUGUCUUAAUAUGUAUGGCCCCUAUAACAUAUUCAACAGGGGUCUUUAAUGCCUUAACCCAAGAAGUGACUCUCACAAGGAGAAUUUCAGAUUUUGGCUGGUCCGAGUUAGUAUUAUCAGGCACUGUUUCAGGCCCGGGGGAUACUAUCCCUGCUCACAUGGGCAGUAUUUCCUGUCCAAGGCCCUAAAAUCUAACCAUGUAGAUACACGUCUAUGCCACCUAAGUAGAAGGCAGCUUUCAAAGAGGCUGCCUGGGUGUGGAGCUGGAUUUGCCAACACUUGGUGCAUUUUGAGUCAAAACAAGCCAGCCUUAGAAUAAUCUGGAUGCCCGUGAAUAUAUGGGGGUUGUCAUUUAAUCCUAAUACAGGGCAGUAUCUGCUUCCUGGACUGGGGACAUAUGCAGGCAGCCAGAUGCUUCCAGAAGAUGAGGCAGGGUGAUGCCCAUUUUCCUAGUAGCAAACCUGAGCUGGGAGGUACCAAGCACCUUCCAUGAAGUCCACAGGAUCGGUGGAAGGGCCACUGCUGGACGUGACCCCCCCAGUUCUCCAGGCAAGCUCUCAGUGUAUGCAUUUCCGGUUAUGAGAUUGUGAGUAGCAAAACAAGGCCGGGCUCUCCGCUGUGUGUUUCUGCCAUGCCAGCUUUUCUCUCUUGUUCUCGCUCUCUAAGAUAGCGUUAGGUUCCAGGGUCACAGAGCCACCGCGGGCAACACUUGGGCUCUGGAAAGCUCUACAGAAGACCACACAUCCACGUGUACGGACUUGGACGAGACAGUCUCCUAGUUUGCUAGAGCUGCCAUAACAAAAUGCUCUAACAAGAGACAUUUCUUUCCUCACGGUUCCGGAGACCAGAAGUCAGAGAUCAAGAUGGCCGCCGAUUGGCUUUCUUCCAAGGCCUCUCCUUGGCUUGCAGAUGGCGUGUCCUCACAGGGUCUUUUCCGUGCUUGUGUGCAUGCCCUGGGGUCCACGUUCCCUCUCACCAGGAAACCAGUCAGAGCAGAUUAGAGCCCAUCCUCAGAGCCUCAUUCAUCCCUGUUUAAAGGCCCUGUCACAUUCUGAGGUUCUGCAGGUGAGGGCCUCAACAUAGGACUUUGGGAGGGAGGUGCACGCAGUUCAGCAGGUACAGGUGGGUCACUUCAUAGCUGGGUUAUUCCACGUGCUUCACAGCACAGUAGAGGGGAAGAUGAGAGAAGCCGAUUGUGGUCCCAGUUUAGCCAUCACCUGAAAGCAUGGAUCCUUGGGCAACCCCAUCUGCUCUGAGGGGCUUGGCCCAAAUUAUCCCCAAGCCACUCCCUCCCACACACCCGCCCCCAACUCUAGUGAUUCAGCCUUGUGUACAAAGCUCCAGGUUGUCAUCAAAUGUGACUUUUCAAUCCUUGCCUCGAAACUGAUAGCGACCAUAAACCCAACCCAACGUCCCAGGCCAUUGGCACCUUAAAACGACUGCCGUACUCUGGUUACUCUUCACAGAAUAAAACGGAAACCACGUUCUCCUCCAUAGCAAAGGAAUCGGUUAGUGUACGUGCAGACUCACUAGGCGGCAUUUCCAAACUGGACGGUUGUUUAGAUGUGCUUUUCUCCUGUUUUGGUCAAUGUAAUUACCCUCCCAAAAUGCACUUUUCUGUCCCUUAAGCUCCCUUUCUCUGUCACUAUGCCAGGCUUGUGUGUGUGUACAAGGAAAAAAUAGAACCCACUCCUAAACAUGAGCUGAUUGUUGACUGUGACAUCAUUAGGAUGAGCCUUUAUUGGCCUGGAGGCUGGGCUGCUAAGUCAAGCACCUCGUGCCUUGGGAGGGUGCAGUUUAUGCUUAAGUCAUUAUCUUCCCUCAUGAGAGACAGGGGAUAGAUCAAUCGUUGCACAACUGUUACAGUUCCCUUUCCGUCUAUCCAUUAAUCUCAGAACUGGGGGCCUAUUUGCAGCCUCUCUCCACAAUCAAAUGUUUUAAUCAAAUAUUAAAGUGCAUAAACUCAGAAAAUAUAAUUAGGGUCCUUUCCCAAUGCACUUGAUGAUCCUUCGUUUCUUCAAGCACUUGAAGAAAACACCUUGAGAUUUUUUUUUCUCACCUUCAAAAACUUGGAGAGGGAGGGAGGGUAAUAAACUGAAAUCUGAUAAAUACUGGACUAGAAAAGCACUCAGGGUUACCAGUGGUUGGACAAGAAUAAUUCCGAAACUGCUGGUUCCCUCCCACGUGGAACUCACCAGCCUCCUCCUUACCCCAGGGGGGACUCAAUGACACCCCCUGCCCCACCAGAUGGCUUUCAAAGGUCUGUUUUCAGGGCUGUGGACUGAGUUGAUGGGGGCAUUGGGGACAAAUCCAUAAGAGCCACCAGCUUCUCAGUGAUGGGUCAGGGGAGCCCCUCCUUAACAUUUGGGUAAUUCUCCUUUCUCCCUGAAUAAAAGUGGUGUAUUAGGGUUCUCCAGAGAUAUACAAUGGGAUGUACAUAGGGACAUUUAUUUCAAAGAAUUGGCUCCCAUGGUGGUGGAGGCUUAGCAAAUCCAAAAUCAGAUGGAGGAGACCAGCAGGCUGCAGACUCAAGGGAAAGUUGCAGUUUGAGUCUGAAGGCCCGCCUGCUGGUGUAUUUCCUUCUUGCUCGGGGUAGGUCAGUCUUUGUUCUAUUUAGGCCUUCAACCGAUUGAACGAGGCUCAGCACGUUAUAAAGAGUAAUCUGCAUUACUCAGAGUCCACUGAUUUAAAUGUCAAUCUCAUCCAAAGCACACCUUCACAGAAACUGCCAGAAUAAUAUGUGGGCACCAUGGCCCAGCCAAGCUGACACAGUAAAUUAAACAUCACAAGUGGAUGAAGGGCAGAGGAGAGCGGGAGAAAUGGCAUUCCAUCUUAAGAAUUGCAGGAUAGGUUGGGGGCGUGGGGGGAGUCAGCCCAGCCAGGCCCCGCCGUGCACAGCCAGGCCCCGGGCUCUGCUCCUUUGCAGACUGCCCCUCCAACUGAGCCCAUCUUCCUGAUGAGUGCAUGGAGUUUGUUUGUGCUCUCCCCAGUCUUGACUGGUAUCCCACACUCAGGCAGUACAUGCUCACAUGCGAAUACAACCCAUGAGAGGUUUAUUAACCUCUGGAACACAAACGCUUCACUUGGUGAGUGGAUACAGGUAAAAGACUGGAUUCCACUGAAUGUGCCAGACAUGCCAGGACCCACCGUGCACUGCAAGUGUGAGCUCGGCCCUGACAGCAAGGCUCGGUGGCUGCCAUGUGCAGAGCAGACACUUUCCACAGGGGUGGAGGGUGGUGAGCCAGAGCUGGGCCAUAGCCCCUCAGGACCCAGGAUGGACACUGGGGGCCUCGGGCCCUUCCUCUUGGCAGAACUAUGGUCUCUGGAUUCCCACCUACAACUGCACUGGGAUCCUAGACCUCUGCUCUGUGACCUUGGACAGGUCACACUCUCCCAGGACCUGCCUUGGCUUUCUCGUGUGUACUAAAGCUUAAUCUCCCCGUCCACUUCUGAGCCAAAGUUUUCUGCCUAGGGAGACUGUCCUUGAGUAUUUGUACACAGUGAGCCCCUCUGCUCUGCUGGUCCCAGGGAGGCAGUGGGCCUGAGCUCCCUGCUGGGCACUGCUCCACCUUCUGUGGGUGGUCAGCAGCCUCGGGACCUACUUUUUUCAUUCAUAUAACGAGGGGGUUGGAAAAAAUCAUCUUCAGGCUCUGUCUCCAGCUCAAAAGAUUCUAAGUUUUAUAGGCAAAACUCAGCCGAGCUCAAAUGAUGGACCCCCAGCUUCUGCCCCCUGCCAGGGGCACCCAGAUGACACCCAAAGAAUGCAGAAUUUAUAUAAGAGAGCAGAUGUUUGGGGGCCCCAAAGAAGAACAAGAUUGUGUAUAAUGGAGCGCACAUGGCAGGCCCCAGAGUAGCAGGAGGAGGAGGGGACGGAGGUCUCGAAGACAGAACUCAGCUGCCCCCUUCCUUUCUCUCAGCCAGAGGGAGAGAGAUUGGAUUCUCUCAAUCCAACAUCUGCUUCCCUGGACAGCACUGUGGCAGGUGAGGCCCUGUUGAGCCAACUCUAGAGGUUCAAGAGAAGGUUCAAGGUCAAGAGGCACCACUUUCAUGCAAAAGGAAAGGCAAGAAAGACCAUUCCCUGCUGAAAGGUGUCCGAAAUGUGACUGUGUC